AUGGCUCCCCCACUCAACCUCCUUAUCCGCGCCCUCGUCGCCUUCGAGGACGUAAUCAUCAGACAGAUCCUCCGCAGCCCAGGCUUCCACCGCGGUGUCGGCCGCAUCCAACGUUUCGUAGACGAGAAGCAGAACGGACCCAUGCCGCAUGAGCCGUUGCGACAAGGAGAGGCGUCAGCGAACCCCGAGGAUCGAGGGUUCGCACACCACUUCUUCGAGGAGCUCAAGAAUCAGUUCCGCGGGACACCGACGGAUCCGCCGCGGCGGGGACCGCCUGCGCCGCCGAAGCGGUGA
Molecule: messenger RNA, 294 nt
Organism: Colletotrichum gloeosporioides
Lineage: Eukaryota; Fungi; Ascomycota; Sordariomycetes; Glomerellales; Glomerellaceae
Exons: 3
Coding region: 1-294 (97 amino acids)
Source: RefSeq, a predicted model, not a curated record